Molecule: messenger RNA, 2161 nt
Organism: Brienomyrus brachyistius
Lineage: Eukaryota; Metazoa; Chordata; Actinopteri; Osteoglossiformes; Mormyridae
Product: leucine-rich repeat transmembrane neuronal protein 1-like
Exons: 1
Coding region: 293-1867 (524 amino acids)
Molecular function (GO): protein binding
Source: RefSeq, a predicted model, not a curated record
UUUGCGUUUUUGUGUAAUUCCUGCUGGAGCAAAGCAAGCAGCCGCGUUUAGACGGUCCGGCUCUGAUAAGGGGUGAGUUAGAAUCCUUUUAUAUGAAUUCAGUUCACACAUAUGGCUUUUUACCUCCUCUAAUUUAAAAUGAACAAACCAUCUUAUUUAGGACAGGAUUCCUAUUUGGUCUAAAUUAACUUAAAAGCAUUCAGUGCUUAAGAGAUCAUCGCUUUCUGCCAGAGACUUCAAUCACAAACAAUGUAGGAUUUCGGCUGUUUGAAGGACUCAGCUAGGCAUAUUCAUGCCGAUGGAUUUCCUCCUGACUGACUUGUACCUUAAGUGGUUGCACAGAAAGGCCCUUGGAUUAGUGCUUUGUUCACUAGUCAUCAGCCUGAAAAGCAUGUCCAUCCUGGGGGACGUCUGUCCCAGGUUGUGUCGCUGCGAUGCCAAGCUGGCGUACUGUGAUGGACUCAAUCUCACUGAUGUACCACAGAAUCUCAGCAGUGCUAUGGGCUUGUCUCUGCGGGACAACAGUCUUACAGAGCUGCGAGAGAGACAGUUUGCCAGCCUGACUCAGCUACUGUGGCUCUAUCUGGACCGUAACAGAAUCGAGUCCGUGGAGGAGAAUUCCUUUGCAAGAUUGCGGAGGGUGAAGGAGCUCAAUCUCAACACUAACAAGAUCAACAGUCUGCCCAAUUCCACAUUCAGAGCCCUGUCCAACCUUCGCAUUUUGGAUUUAUCAAACAACAACAUCCAGGCACUGGAACCCAAUCUUUUCUAUGGCCUCAGGAAGCUGACCGACCUGAACCUGCGGCACAAUGCCAUCAAGUAUGUUCCUGUGAGGAGCUUUCAAGACUGCCGGAGCAUGCAGUUCUUAGAUCUGGGCCACAAUCAGCUGCAGAGCCUGGCACGCAACUCCUUCGCCGGCUUGGUGAAGCUCACUGAGCUGCACCUGGAGCACAACGAACUGGUGAAGGUCAAUCUGGCCCAUUUCCCCCGACUGCUUUCCCUGCGCAGCCUUUACAUGCAACAUAACAGGGCGACCAUCGUGGUGAGCACGCUGGACUGGACCUACCAGUUCCUCGAAAGGAUCGAUUUCUCAGGCAAUGCAAUCGAAUAUAUUGAACCUCAUGUCUUUGAUGGUGUGCCAAAUCUGAAAUCCCUGCAGCUGGAUCUUAACAAGCUGACCUACAUUGACCAGAGGAUCCUGAACUCUUGGGCAUCCCUCACCAGCAUCACACUAUCAGGGAACACAUGGGAAUGCAGCAGGAAUGUCUGUGCCCUGGCCUCCUGGCUGAGCAGUUUCAAGGGCCAAUGUGAUGAUGGCCUGCUGUGUUCUAGCCCGGACAUGACUCAGGGCGAGGACAUCCUUGACGCUGUGUAUGCGUUCCAACUUUGCGAGGAUUCUGUAGACACCACAACACAAAUGUACACCAUGAGCAGGGAGAGGGCCAGGGGUUACAGCCAUGAAGAAGCCACCAGGAACCCCCACGGACUGCAGCAUACAGAGGCGGGGCAAAUGGUGACAAGCUCUUUCACAGUGACUGAUGCUAGCAAUGACCUCGAGAGCACUAUGCACAUCCACAAGGUGGUCACCGGCACUAUGGCCUUGAUCUUCUCCUUCCUGAUUGCAGUGCUCAUGCUCUAUGUGUGCUGGAAGUGCUUUCCAGCUAGUGUGAGAAGGAUAAGGAAUUGCUUUGCCAGCCAGAGGCGCAAGCAAAAGCAGAAGCAGACCAUGCAGCAGAUGGCAGCCAUGUCUGCACAGGAGUACUAUGUCGAUUACAAACCCAACCACAUGGAGGGCGCCUUAGUCAUUAUCAACGAGUAUGGAUCAUGCACCUGCCAGCAACAGGCGUCACGUGAGUGUGAGGUGUGAACUGCGGACCCUGUGGGCUUUAUAGAUGAUACCGAACCAACACUGCACUGCUGAGGACCGACUGUGACUGUGGAUUUACUGCUGAGCUACAGCUGCAGCUUCUCUUCUCCUCCCCAAUGAUGAUGAAGAGCACUGUUGCUCUUUCAAAGGGUGGAUAUUCUAGCUUUAAUGUGCCCUUUAUCUCGAGGAUAUUCAAACCACCUUGGCACAGCUUCAAUCAGUUUUCAUUGGCAGACGACUGAAAAGGAGAUACUUUAAAAUACGAUGAAGCAGAAAUGCAAAAGCAAAUUAAGA